Molecule: messenger RNA, 5135 nt
Organism: Corythoichthys intestinalis (scribbled pipefish)
Lineage: Eukaryota; Metazoa; Chordata; Actinopteri; Syngnathiformes; Syngnathidae
Exons: 3
Coding region: 318-5135 (1605 amino acids)
Source: RefSeq, a predicted model, not a curated record
GUUACAUGACAGCUUCACCCUCACAACUUCUGUGGCAUUUGUGUUUGUUAGAGCAACGUCUUUUCACAAAAAAGGAAAAGAGAGACACAUAAAGGAUUUUGGAAAACAUCCGGAGUGUGAGCCUUUUCAAUGUUUAGCUGUUUGGAUAGCGGAAGCGAGGCCAUUUACAGUGAAAAGACGGCAAUACGGCAUACAGCAGAGCUACAGAAGCCACUACGUGGAGCCACUGCCAUCUCAAAGAGCUAAGUGAAAUACACUGAGGCAUCAGACGCCUGCACAUUAACUUAGCACAUUAUAUGUGAUUUAACUGAAUCAAAAUGACUGAAAACAAAUCUCGCAAAAGUUACACUCAGUCAUUCGCCUCAAGUAAAUCUUCAUCACACGCAAGCUCAAAGGCGAGCAUUGAACUGCUAAGAGCUAAAGCAAGAGCAGAAGCUGCCCAAGCCAGGGCUUCCUACGCACAAAAAGAAAUUGAAAUAAAAGUUGAACAAGCUCGUUUACAAGCCACUCUUGAUGCACUUAGAGCUGAGCAAGAAAAGGAGGCUGCUUUAGCCGAAGCUAAUGCUCUUGAAGCUGGCCUACAUGAAUUAGGCCUUGAAACACGCAGUGAAACUUAUGAGAUCUCUCUGCCUGAUAACCAGCAACAACGAACUGCCCAAUAUGUUUUAGAGCAAGCUACUGUCGCUGCAGCUCAACAGAUCAGUUUCCCCAAGGCUGAUAAUCUCUCUCGAACACCUCCUUCUCAGUCAGAAGACGUAAAGCAAGAAGAUAUGUCAAGCCACCUGUUAAACAGCGCUGCACUCGACAACAGCCUCAAUGCACGUCAGUCAGCUAGCUUUAAACCACUCAUGCCUGUUAUCCAAACUGCUCCUAAAGCAUUCAAUCACAGUGAAUGUGCGCCAACUCAGCCAACCUACGACCUUGCCAAGUACCUCGCCCGCAGUCAGCUCAUAACCAUCGGUCUUUCUGCCUUCGACGACCAGCCGAUGAACUACUGGGCGUGGAAAUCAUCUUUCAAGAACGCUGUAGCAGGGCUAGACCUUUCCGCGGUAGAAGAGCUUGAUUUGCUAAUCCGGUAUCUUGGAAAAAACUCAGCCAGACAAGUCAAACAGAUGAAAGCAGUGAACAUCAGGUGCCCUGAAACUGGUUUGAGAAUGGCCUGGGAAAGACUUGAAGAAACAUAUGGCUCUGUAGAGGCUAUAGAACAAGCGCUGUUCUAUAAGAUAGAAAGCUUCCCCAAAAUCGCAACACGAGAACCUUUCAAACUUCAAGACCUGGCUGAUCUACUAUUAGAGCUCGAGGCUGCUAAGCUUGAUGGUUACUUAUCUGGCAUGUCGUAUUUAGACACAUCUAGGGGGAUCCAACCGAUCGUUGACAAAUUGCCUUACAACAUACAGGAGAAGUGGAUGGCCUACGGCUCCAAGUACAAGCGUGACCAUGGUGCCAGCUUUCCACCUUUCACCGUUUUUGCCAACUUCAUACGUAUUGAAGCCAAAAUACGUACUGACCCCAGUUUCAACCUGUACAGCUCUAACCAGCCAGCACCUGAAAGAAAAUAUGGUCCUAAAACACCCAUAUCCGUUCAUAAAACUCAAGUGUCAUUAGAGGACAAGUCAGAGGGAGAAAAGAUGAAAACGCCAGCAAACCCAAACAAACAAUGUCCGGUUCACAAUAAACCCCAUCCAUUGAAACGUUGCAGAGGAUUCAGAGAGAAAUGUCUGGAUGAACGGAAACAGAUUCUCAAGAAGUUCAACGUCUGCUUUCGUUGCUGCUCAUCCUCCGAUCACCUAGCAAAGAACUGCACCGCAGAAAUUGUAUGUACAGAAUGUGGCAGUAAUACUCACAUCGAUGCCCUCCAUCCAGGUUCUGCUCCCUGGGAGUCUAAAGCGUCCCUUCCCAUCACAAGGCAAGGCGGGGAGAACGACAAAGCGGACACCCAAGAAGUUACUUCGAGCUGCACUGAGGUCUGCGGAGAAGGUGUGAGUGCAAGGGAAUGUUCAAAGAUAACGCUGGUGAAUGUGUACCCUGCUGGUCAGAAGGAGCUGACAAGAAAAAUGUACGCAAUCUUGGAUGAACAGAGCAACCGCUCACUUGCUCGCUCUCAGUUCUUUGACCUGUUUCAGAUCCAAGCAACAAGUCAUCCCUACGUGCUAAGAACGUGCGCUGGGCUCACAGGAGUAACAGGAAGAAGAGCUUGUGGCUUCAUGGUAGAGUCAGUGAACGAAAAGUUAAACAUUCCUCUGCCGACACUCCUCGAAUGCAAUGAAAUUCCUAACAACCGUUCAGAAAUUCCUACACCAGAAGCUGCACGUCAUCACUCUCAUCUGCAACAGAUCGCUGACAUGAUCCCGCCACUAGAACCCACAGCUGACAUACUGCUUUUGCUCGGCAGAGAUGUUCUAAGGGUGCAUAAAGUCAGACAGCAAAUAAACGGACCAGGUGACUCCCCAUUUGCUCAAAGACUUGAUUUAGGAUGGGUGGUGGUAGGUGACGUCUGUCUGGACGGAGUGCAUAAACCUUCACAAGUCAAUGCCUACAAAACCUUCAUCCUCGAGAAUGGCCGCACAAGCUAUUUCCAACCAUGCAGCAGUCAAAUCAGAGUCAAAGAGACGUUCACAGAGGUUCCAGAACACCUUCACAGCUCACCACAAAUCGUCCCAAGUGUUCACAGUCCAACGUAUAAUGUGGACAACGUCGGCCAUCAGAUUUUUGCACGUACAGCAGAUGAUCACAAACUUGCUCCUUCAUUCGAGGACGCACAGUUUCUCCAAAUCAUGGACUCGGAGUUUUAUCAGGACAGUGAUAAUAGCUGGGUGGGCCCCUUACCCUUCAAGUCGCCACGACAACGGCUUCCCAAUAACAGACAACUGGCUAAUGACCGGCUCAUGUCUCUCAGACGCACUCUAGACAAACGUCCUGAAAUGAAGGCACACUUCAUCGAGUUUAUGGAAAACAUGCUCAGCAGAGGACACGCAGAAGUUGCGCCACCUCUUGAAAGGAAUCAAGAAUGCUGGUACCUUCCUCUGUUUGGAGUUUAUCACCCUAAGAAACCUGGCAAAAUCAGAAUUGUGUUCGACUCAAGUGCUCCUUACGAAGGAGUUUCGCUCAAUGAUGUGUUGCUAACAGGCCCUGACCUCAACAAUAGUCUCGUGGGUGUACUAAUGAGGUUCAGAAAGGAACAAGUCGCGACAACAGCUGAUAUUGAACACAUGUUUCACUGUUUCGUCGUCAAAGCCAACCACAGAGACUUUCUCCGCUUCCUAUGGUACAAAGAUAACGACAUUUCUUCAGAAGUCGCUGAAUACCGUAUGUGCGUGCACAUAUUUGGAAACAGUCCUUCACCUUCUGUCGCAAUGUACGGCCUGAAAAGAGCUGCAGCUAGUGGUGAAGAGGAUUAUGGAAGUGAUGUAAGACAGUUUAUUGAGCGAGAUUUCUACGUUGACGAUGCUUUGAGGUCAUUUCCUACUGAGGAGGAAGCAGUCCACGUCCUCAAACGAGCACAAAGCACCCUUGCAUCUUCAAACCUCAGACUACACAAAAUCACGUCAAACCGUUCAUCUGUCUUAGAGGCCUUUCCACCUGAGGACAGAGCGAAAGACAUCGAGAACUUAGAUUUGUGUGCUCAAGAUCUACCAGUUCAACGCAGUCUAGGGCUGUUAAGGAAUAUUGGUACAGACUCUUUCGUAUUCAACUUCGAUGAAGAUCAAAAACCCUUUACACGUAGAGGCGUCCUCUCUACUGUUAAUAGUCUGUACGACCCACUUGGGUUUCUCGCCCCAAUCACGAUCCAAGGCAGAUUCAUCCUGAGAGAACUCAACACAGUUACAGCAGACUGGGAUACAGCUCUUCCAGACAACAUGAAUGCAGAGUGGAGUAACUGGAAAAACUCACUCCAAGACUUACAAGGUCUGAAAAUACCACGUCCAUACACAUCCAUUUCCACAGUGAGUGCUCAGAAAAAAGAACUUUGUGUAUUCGCCGACGCCUCUGUGAAAGCCAUUGCUGCUGUUGCCUACAUAAAAGUAUCCACUGCAGACAAAACAGAAGUGGGCUUUGUAUUCGGUAAAGCAAAGCUGGCUCCUCAGGCAGGUCUGACCAUCCCGAGGUUGGAGUUAUGCGCAGCGGUUCUCGCAGUCGAAGUUGCAGAACUAGUUGUUGCAGAAAUGGACAUUACAUUCGACAACAUUGAAUUUUACACGGACAGUAAAGUUGUUCUAGGGUACAUAUACAAUCAGUCCCGAAGAUUUUAUGUGUACGUGCAUAACAGAGUGCAACGCAUUCUCCAAUCAGCACGUCCCAACCAGUGGAAAUACAUUCCAUCUGAGCUCAACCCAGCGGACUAUGGGUCCCGGUCUGUACCAGCUGCACAGCUUAGCACCACAACGUGGUUAGAAGGACCAGCUUUCCUAACCAAGUCUUCUGUGCAGUUUCCAUCUCCAGACACGUACCAUCUUGUUGAUCCUGCCCUCGACACAGAAAUACGUCCCGCAGUGACAACAAACUUCACUCGUGUGACAACGUCUACACUAAGUCCCACACGCUUUGAAAAGUUCUCCAACUACAGGAAUCUUCUCAGAGCACUAGCUUGUCUAAUCCACGUGGCUCAUUGUUUUCACCACUCCAACCAAACUUCUAGCUGUCACGGUUGGCACCGCUGUCGACCUACAGAAGAAGAGCUGAUUAAAGCCAAAGUUUGUGUUGUAAAGACUGUUCAAUACGAGUGCUACAAAGAAGAAUUCAGAUGCAUACAAGAGAAGACCAAAAUACCUCCCUCAAGCAGUCUUUGGAAACUGAACCCCAUUCUCGACAAAGACGGACUUCUAAGAGUAGGAGGUCGUAUUACACAGUCUGAACUUGGUAUUGACAUCACCAACCCUCUCAUCAUCCCAGCGCGGCACCACUUCGCUAUGCUUCUAAUACGCCACUACCAUGAGUCUGUGAAACAUCAGGGGAGACAUUUCACAGAAGGAAAUUGCGAGGUAAAACAGAAUGUCAACAAAUGGGAGAAUUGCCAUGUGAGCGAAUCCAAGUGGCACCCCCUUUCACAUAUGUCGGCGUCGAUGUUUUCGGACCAUGGGAUGUCAUGUCGCGUCGUACAAGAGGAGGACAAGCUAACUCCAAAAGAUGGGCAGUGA